This is a messenger RNA of Cinara cedri, 8447 nucleotides long. The record is from the annotation of a GenBank genome assembly. NCBI's taxonomy places the organism in Eukaryota, Metazoa, Arthropoda, Insecta, Hemiptera, Aphididae.
UCACACCUUAAUCCAUGUAUUUAUUAUCUAUGAAUAAUUUACAUUGUAUUUUCGUUUUCUAUGGUUAAAUCGUGGAAACCUCGUAGAGUAAUACAGAGAGGCCGUUCCCUAUAUCGUACUAUACAACGAGUUGCACAAAAUGUUUCUAUUUUAUAGUACCAUUACUUUUGAAAAAAAAUUGUAAAAUAUUUGGUACGAUGUGUUGUCUGUACUUUAAUAUGUUGCAUGGGAAUUAUGAUUUUGUCACUGAUAAAGUGAUAACAUAUUUCAGUAGUAGUAACCAGUGUACCAGAUAUUUCACAAUAUUUUUUUAUAAAAGUAUGUGUAUUCUAUAAAAUAGAAACCUUUUGCGUUUCAAUAUACAGACGGAACGGCAUCUCUAUAUUGCUCUAUGGGGUAUCUACUAAAUAAAAUAUGCAUGGCAAGACAUAUUUUAGUUCGUGGUUGUGCCGAAUCGAAACAUUUAAAAGUCAUUCCUCCACUCACCCUCAGACUGUCGUUACCAUUCCAGUGUAUCUUAGUUUGUGAUAUCACCUAGUCAGUGGCACGUGGUUUAAGUUUUCAGUCGGAGCGGUUAUAAUAUAUUAUGGAUUGUUGAUCACAUAGACCGGGGCUCUGCAGCACUCGACGUUUUUGAUAAGAAUAGUUCCCGGUCAAUUUAUCUCGUAGCGCUACCAUUAAUAUUUUGUAUCAAUAGCCGUGUUUUUAUUAAUUAUAGAUGAUCAUUAAUUUAAUUAUUAAAGCAAAAUCAUGUAUAGAUUAUUUAAAUUUCGUUCUCAAAUAAGUUAUGGUCCUCAAGUAAUUUCAAUUAAAAACUCUCUUCUACCAAAAGUCAUGAAUUGUUCAAACAUAUCGAGUAAUAUUUACUAUUUAUUAUGGUAUGAUAUUAAAGUUGGUUUAAUUUAAUUUAAUUUGAUUAAGGUUGUUUGUGUUUACGGUUUCGAUCUACGACCUCUGAAAGUAUACAAAAUAAAACACUGACAAAAACUAAACAAUUCAAAAAAAAGAAACAAUUUACAGAAGUGGUUCAAGGUUAGUGUUAAUUACAAUAUCUAACUUAAACAAUUACUAUAAAAUAUCUUAGUACAUUUUUAUUAGUGUAUUACACUAAUUUUUAGGAAUUUUAAUUUAUAAUUAUUUAAUAAUCCCUGGAUUUUUUUAAAAUUAAACUUAGUGUUUGUUUCUGUACUUCGUAACUAAGAACAAUUUUAUGUUACUUGAAUCCUUCUCCUUGUCUUUAAAAAUUAUAAGUAUUAAUUUUAAUUUGUUUUGUGUUUAGUUACUAAUGGUGUCACCAGUCAAUCUAAAGUAAAAUUAAAACAUUUAAAACCUAAUCAAGUUCAUAAAAUGGUUUCUUGUAAAAAACCAGUGGCUAUUUUUCCUAAAACAGAAAAAAAAAAGAAAAAUUCUUCUGUUAUAACUAGCACAAAUACUGAAUCCAACAUGAACAAAAUUUGUCUUCAAGAAAAAUUUUUAGAUGAUAUAGAUGAAAUGAAUGAUGAUCAAAUUAAUUUGCUAAAAGAUACUGAAUUACUACAAACAAUAGCAAUGGCAGAAAAUGAUACUGACAUGAAAUUUUGUUCUAACAGCAUAAAAGAAGAACAAGAGUUUGUUGAUAUGUACACCAGAAUGAAAUCAUCCAAAGCUAAGGACCAAUUGUGAGUAAAAAUAAAAAAAUAAAAUCAUUGUUAUUAUUCUAUUAUUAUUCAAUUCAAUUUUUAAAGAUUACAAAAAGAAAAUAUUCAAACAUUUGCUGAACAAAAUAAAAAUAAUCUAAAAGAAAUGAUAAAACAGAUGAAUAUUAAAGGCCGCGAGAAAAGUCUGAACCAAACACUCUUGGCAUAUAUAGAUUUAUGUGUAAAUACUAAAUUUCAUAUUUUAUUAUGUCUACCUUAUCUUAUUUUUAACUUUUUUAUUUCAUACAGAUUUUAAUUGUUUUAGGUAUGUUGUGGUUUUCUAAAUAGAGGACUAGCUGCUUUAACUCAGUAUUGUUAUAAAAGUCUGUCAAAUAAAAUAUCACUAAAGAUAACUGAUAUUAAUAUUUUUACAUGUUUAAUGCAUGGUUUUGCAAGUAAGGUAAUUAAUUAAUUUCUUUUUCUUUUUGAUAGUAUCAAAAUAUACUGUACAUUUAGAUGGUAAUAGUUAGUAUUUAUACUUUUCUGAUUUAAACAAUUAAUAUGGUUUAUGUUUAUAAGCUUCACACCUUCACACUAUUUUGAUUUUUUAAUAUAUAUGAAAUACACUUGAAAGGCCCCGGGGAAAAACGAUAAUCGUCAAUAUUUCUAAAAUGUUCAGUAUUUCAGUUUUAAAGUUCCAAAACUAUAUUAAAACCUUAUUAAACCGUAUAUUUAAACCUUUGUUAUAUCACUGAUUGUGAUUUUUAUGCCCAAACCUGAUUUACAUAUCAAUUUGUUUGGAAACAAAUGUAAUUAUUGUAUUAUUUUUUUUUACUGUUACUGUUUUUCUCUUUAGACUCAAUUCUAUUAUUAAAAUAAUGGACUAUGUUAUUGAUAAUUUUAAGAUUAUAACCUCUCAGAAAAAAAAAAUAUACAAUUUGUGUUAUGCAGUUCUAUAUGUUAUAUACAUUAUUAGGGUGAAAUAGAUGUCACAAAGUUUUAUUUUAAUUAUUUUUGUUAAAUUGACAGUUUUUAAUUUACAAAUUGAUAAAAAAUCAAAAUUAACCACCCUUUCAAAAACCAUAUUUUUUUAGGGGAACUAUGAAAAAUUGAAAGAAAUUUGGAAACUAUUAGAAUUGUCACAAGUUAAACCUAAUAUACAAGUAUAUGCGGCUACACUUGAAUGUUUAAUAAAUAAAAAAGAACCGUGUCCUAUUAAUGAGUUACAAAAAGUAUCUAAACAGCUUAUUUCUGGUGUAAGUUAUUAAAAAUAUACAUUUUGUCCAUUUUAUGAUAUGAUUUCUAUUUUAUAGGGAUUUUCAUUUCAAGAUUUAUUUGACAAAUGCAUCUUUAUUGGAAAUCAACGAGAACAAGUCCUAAAAGCUGUAUAUUUACUAGAUCCUUCAUUUGUGUUAAGUAAAAAUAUGGAAAAUAUAUAUUAUUCCUGCCCUCUUCUAGAUCAUUUAAACAAACAAAAGGUAAGAAUAUUUUUAAAAUUGAAUUAUAGUUAGAAUAUAUAUAUAUAAUAUUUAUUAAGUUAUUAUUUUAUGUUUAGUUCACAUUUAAAUGUCCUGCUGAAGGUCUUUUGAGUGAAAAAAAAAUGCAUGAACUAGUGCAUAAUCAAAUAGAAAUGGAAAUGGCUUCUAUUGUAAAAGUAAAGUCAGUUGAUAAUAAUGUUUCACCUUCUCAAAAAGUGUUAAACUAUGCAAGUAUUUAAAAAUGUCAAUUUAUGUAAAAUAAAUUAUAUUAUAUUAUAUGCCCUAAAAAAAAUAUAAGAAUAUUUAGCCCAAUAUUAUACCUAAUAAUAACAAUUUCCAAAGGCUUUGAUAUUAUCCUAAUCAAUUUAAUAGUACAAUGCUUAGUUUUUAAAUUUUAUGAAAUUAAGUUUUUAGAUGGUGUUCAAAUAUUACUUUAGUAGUUUUUUUUGUCUUUUUAAACCAACUUCCCUUACCUGGUGAAAUAGGGGAGACUUCUUACACAAGAAUAGUUUUUACCCUCUCUCUUGUCAGUUGAUUUCAGUACUUCAUAGCUCACAUUAAAUGAUUAUGUAACACUUGAAUAUCUCUUUAAAUAAUUUGUUCAGUUGGUUAGAUUUAAUUUUCAAAUUAUAUGUUUAUAGAGAAAAAAAUUAGAACUUUUACAAGAAAAGUGGAAAAAAACUAUACGUAAUGCAAUUACUCGUGAAUUGGAAGUAAUAUGUGCUCAACAAAAUUGUUUAAAGUCUUAUCGUAACGUAAAUAUCUAUCCUUAUUUAAGAGUUUUAAAUUCAGAACAAUAUGUUGAUAUAAUUUUACAAGAAGUACGGAAGUUAGCUGAAGGAUCCGAAACAUUUAGUCCAACAGUACAUUUUCUCUAUCGACAAUUAGCUAAUCAAGUUCGAUUAAGGUAGUUAAUGUUAUUAGUCUCGUAUAAAUAAUGAAUAUUUUUUAAAUAUUAUAUUUUAAUUAUAGGUAUCAAAUCAAAUAUAAAAAAAACACAAAAGUUUUGGAAAAAAUAAAAACUGUUUAUAGUGAUUAUUGUUCAUGGUACAUAAAUAGUGAACAUUCUGAUAGUCAAAAUACAAGACAACAAUGGCAAAAAUUGGUUCACAAAUAUAAAUCCAUAGGUGCGGAUAUUGUAAGUAUUGUAUUUGCUUCAUUUUUGUUUAGGUUUUAACCAGAUAAUUUAAAAUUAAACAAAAAACUCUUUUUCUAUGAUAUUUAUUUUAAUUUGAAAUCUGUAAUAUUUUUGUUAUUCAAAUAUUCAUCAGUAAUAAAUACUAUGACAUGUAUUUAUUUUUACUAAGUAAAAUAAAAUCAAUUGGGGUUUUACUCCACCCUGAUUGGUUAGCUAAUUUAAAACAUAUCUGUACAAAAAAAAAAAAGGUAUGCCAUUCAUAAGAUAUUACAAUUUUAAAAACAAUACGAGAUAUCACAAUCUCAAAUUUUUUAGCAGCUGUCCAUUUGUUUACACAGUAAUGUUUUUCAUGUUUUAAUUUAUAUUAUGUCUUUGAAAUACAAAUUUAACAUAUUUUGCUAAAAUUCAUGUUUGUUUGACAUUUUAUUGUAAUUAUAGUAAAAAUAUUAAAUUAUUUAUUAAAAUAAAUGAAACAUGCAUAUCCCAUAUGGGUGUAACAUAUGUUGAGCCAUUUUACUUUGUAUUUCUAUCAAAAUUUAUAUUUACAAAUUUAGGUAGGAUACUUUUUGUUGUGACAUCGAAUACUUAUUCUUUUUGUAUUGAGUAAGCUGCUAUACCUAUAGUUGUAAGAUAACUAAUGAAAUUCUAUAUUAUACAAAAAUGUUUGUAAACCUAUAAUAUGGCUGUAUAAUCAAUAGUUUAAAACACAAACAAUUUAAGAAAAUACAAUCAAAACUAUUGUAGCAUUGAGUUUAAUAAAUUCUAGUUAGACUUAUUGUAUACAAAGUAAAUGAGUAAGUAAAGUGAAUUAUUUUAAUAGAUAACUUGAAAGUUUAGUGAUUACAAUAUAAAACUGCAUGUAAGGCUAUAGUCGCAAGUGUUGUUGUGUGAUCUUGUGAUAUCUUGUGACAUUUAAGCUCUAUCGUAUCAGCGUGUCAACAUACCCAAAAUUUUAUACUAAAAAUAAUUUUAUCAGUGGAAAAUCUAUCAAUUCAUUUUUUUUUUUUUUGUUUCAUGAUCCUUUGAAAAAUGUUUUUUAUUUAAAUAAAUUAUAAUAUUUAACUAGUAAACUAUAUUUUUUUUUCAUAAUUAAAUUUAAUAAUAUUAAAAUGACCUUGUUAAAUAUCAAAUAUUGUACAUUAUUUAUAAUUCAAUUCCAAUAAAUUAUUUAUGAUCAUUGAAUGUAUUUAUUUUAUAUCUGUUUUUAGGAAAUCGAAGAUAAACAAUGGUCUUCAACUAUACUAAAUAGUAUUGGAAAAUUUCUGUACAAUAUUAUUAUUAAAGAUAUAAAAAUUGAUGUUAAUAUCAUGAAAGAUAAUAAUAAAGAAGAGUAAAUUAUAAAAUAUUAUUGCAUAUUAAAAUAUUUAUUUCAUAUACUUUUAUAUAAUUUUUAGGCAUUUAUUACCCGCAUUUUAUACAGUGUUUCGUGGACAAGGUCAACAUGUGAAACAAGAAAUUAAACCGCAUCCUAUAUUAUCAAAACUUUUUCAAGCAUCGAAACCUGAUGAUUUAAUGUUUGAUGUUUCUUUGAUUCCCAUGUUAAGUCCCCCUAUUCCUUGGACAUCAAUUAAUUUUGGUGGCUAUAUUGUUGCUAAAGCAGAUCUGAUAAGGUUAAUAUAUUUUUUUAGGUUGCAAAUAAUAAAUCAGGUUAUACUUUGUGAUGUUUGAAUAUAUAUGUAAUACAGUAUUCAUAUAUUUAUUUAGGCUACCUCAACAAGCUAUUUUACAAUGGUAUAGACUUGAGCAAACACCAAAACAAGAACUUUAUCCAGCCUUAGAUGCUCUGAAUCAGUUAGCAUCUAUACCAUGGACUAUUAAUAAACCAGUAAAAUUAAUUAUAUUUAAAGUUUAUAAUGUAAAAUGUUUCCAUUAUUAACUUUGGAAGUGAUUUUUUUGAAAUAGGUUUUGGAUGUAGUACUUCAAGUAUUCCGUUCUGGCGGUUCUUCAAAAUUAGAUAUUCCAAAACCAACAUCUGCUUUUCCAUCCCCACAACCCAUAUUACCAACCAUGACUAAAGAGGAACGUUCCAAAUUGCAUAAAGAAAGAGCAUUAUUAAAACGUGAAAAAGCCGAAACAUUCAGUUUGUGGUGUGAUGCUUUAUAUCGGCUUUCUUUAGCAAAUCAUGUAUGUAUCAUUAAAUUUAAAAAAAAUAAACGUUGAACAAAAAUAAUUAAUAUAAUUUUAGUUUUGUGGUAAAAUAUUUUGGUUACCUCAUAAUAUGGAUUUUCGUGGACGAGUAUAUCCAUGCCCUCCUCACUUAAAUCAUUUGGGCUCAGAUAUGGCCAGAUCAUUAUUAUGUUUUGCUAAAGGAAAACCUCUUGGAGCCAAUGGUCUUAACUGGCUAAAGGUAAUUUUUGUAAAUUAAUCAUUUGUAAUGUAAAUACCUUAUACUAAGUAUAUACUUAAUACAUGAUGUAAUGUAAAUUAAUUUUUAGAUACAUUGUGUUAAUUUAACUGGAUUGAAAAAAAGAGAUUCUAUUAAACAGAGACUUCAAUAUGCAAAUGAGAUACUUCAAGAUAUUUUAGAUUCUGCCGAAAACCCUUUACAAGUGUGCAUAAAUAUUACUAAUAUUUAACUUUGCCAGUCUUAUUAGUAUAUUUAUUUUGUAUUAUUAUUUUAUGAAUUCAUGAUUUACUAGGGAAAAAUGUGGUGGGCUGAAUCCGAAAGUCCUUGGCAAACUUUAGCAUGCUGUAUUGAGAUAUCCCGUGCAUUACAGUCGAAAAAUCCAGAACAUUUUAUUUCUAAUUUUCCUGUUCACCAAGAUGGAUCAUGUAAUGGUUUGCAACAUUAUGCAGCUUUAGGCAGAGAUUAUGCUGGUGCUGUGAGUGUCAAUUUAACUCCUUCGGUUGUUCCACAAGAUGUUUAUAGUUGUGUUGCGGCUAUGGUAAAACAUUGUAAUUUAUUAUUUGAAAAAUAUUUGUUAAUUUAUUUAUUUUGAAGGUUGAACGCGAACGCUGUAAAGAUGCUAAAAAUAAUAUUGCCAUAGCAAAAUAUUUAGAUGGAUUUGUCAGACGUAAAGUGAUAAAACAAACUGUGAUGACCACUGUAUAUGGUGUGACUAGAUUUGGUGCUCGUUUACAGAUUGCAAAGCAAUUGAAAGGUUAUUAUUUUCUAAAUUUAGUUUACAUCACAUAUAUUAAUUGUAUAUUUAAUAAUAUUUUAUGGCUUUCUUUGUAAGAUAUUGACUCAUUUCCCAAAGAUAAAGUUUGGCCAGCUUCUACUUAUUUAGUAUCAAAAACAUUUGAAAGUUUAAGAGAGAUGUUCACUUCUACAAAAGAAAUUCAAGUAAUAUAUAAUUCAUUUUUGAUAUUUAUUUGUUAUUGUUAAUUUAUAUUAUCUAUGUUAUGUUAUAUAGUCUAAAUUUUGUUUUUAGUAAUAUUUUUUUAUUUGAUUACAUUUUCUUUUUUCCAAUAUAAUUUAUAUUAUGUAUAUUAUUUUAGGAUUGGUUUACUGAAUGUGCUCGUAUAAUAUCACAGUCGUGUGGUCAAAGUGUUGAAUGGAUAACACCGUUAGGAUUACCAGUAGUUCAACCUUACAACCGUAGAAAUAAAUUCCACGACUGUUCAAAACAACCAAAUAAUAUUAAAAUAGGAGAGCAUUUUAUAUUGGAUAUGUAUGAGUAAGUAUUAUAUAAAUUAACGUAAUCUGUAAUUUAUUUUUUUCAUCAUUUAUUAUUAUUUCUAGUCGACCAAAUAUAAUGAAACAAAAAAACGCUUUUCCUCCUAAUUUUAUCCAUUCAUUAGACUCAAGUCAUAUGAUGUUAACAUCUCUACACUGUGAACGUGCGGAAAUUACGUAUGUAUCAGUACAUGACUGUUUUUGGACACAUCCUAGUACUGUUGAAAUUAUGGGAAAAGUAAUUAUCAUAAAUGUGUAUCAUGUUUUAAAUUUGAACUGUAUAUUAAAUUGUUUUGUUUUUAUUAAUGCGAAUUUAGGUUUGUAGGGAACAAUUUCUAUCACUACAUAACGAACCAAUUCUUGAAAAUUUAUCCAAUUUUAUGAUUAACAAAUAUAAAAUUCCUGAUUAGUAAGUAUAAACGAGAUUAUAGAAAAAUACCGUAUAAUCUAUUUUACAUAAUAAAUACAAGUUUUUUUUUUCUUUCAGCAAUCAAACCAUUGCUACUCAAGGUUUGUUAAAUGUUUUUGAACAGUUACCAAAAAAAGGGAAUUUUAAUCUUAAUAGUGUUUUAGACUCAACAUAUUUUUUUAGUUAA